Messenger RNA from Heterobasidion irregulare TC 32-1, 1815 nucleotides. RefSeq lists its product as uncharacterized. Lineage: Eukaryota; Fungi; Basidiomycota; Agaricomycetes; Russulales; Bondarzewiaceae. Gene Ontology annotation, cellular component: lipid droplet. The coding region runs from base 1 to 1815 and encodes 604 amino acids. The record is from RefSeq and is a predicted model, not a curated record. The transcript is spliced from 7 exons.
AUGUCCUUGUCGAGGACAACUACGAGUACGCCUCAAGACAUAGUCGCAAUCUUCCAUGCUUCAUUUCAUCCAACGCAGGGCAAUAUUGUCGAUUGGUCUUUGAAGGCGGACGACGGCAAGUGCAGGGAUGUCGAUCUCACGCAUAUUGAGUUCAGCGCGUUGCCCAGUGGCUUGCACUUGGUAGAACAGGAUGUCGUAUACUUCAACCGGGACAACCGCGAGGGCGUAUGUGUGUUUCGGCGGCGAAAGACGACAGAAGACGGCCAGCGUGGUUUCCGACUCUCGUCUCUUGGCAUCCUCCUCGCGCGGUCUGCAAAGCCGCGCCCAUGGCGGCACCUGCGUGCUCUGAAGGAGCUCGUGCAGGCUAUUCAUAGUGAUGCGGAAGGACGGGAUGAUUUGGGCCCUGUUGACGCGGAUUGGGAGCCUGCGCGGCGGUUCUUUGAGGAGCGCAAGGCGCGUGAAAUGCGAGAGGCGGCGGGGACGUGGACGGGAUGGAGUCAUGAAUUGGACGGGCCCGAUGCAGACUUGUCAUCGUCAAGCCCGACUCUCCAUCUCCCUCACCUCCUGCGUAUCCUCGGACCGUCAUGUCUCACGCUGUACAAGCACGUUCUUGGCCGCCGGCGCAUACUCAUAUACACGCUACCGCCUGUCGAGGCAGCAUGCAUACUCUGCCAGGUCGCUGCGGACAUAUGUUACGAAGACCAGGUCGAGCUCGAGCCGACCGACACUGCGAGCUCUAGCACGGACCCGUUAAAGACGCGGUUGAAAGGGAAACAUAAGAAAAGCGUUAACGUGCUCGGCAUGGUCACGCUUCACGACCUAGACAAGAUGAAACAGGGCAGUAUGGGCGGACAGGGCUGGAUCGCAUGUACGACCGACGCUAUUUUCUUGGAGAAGCCACAGUAUUACGAUCUCAUCAUUGAUCUCACGACAUCUACCCCUGUGAAAGCGACGAGGCCAGCCAUGUAUACUUCUCGACAGCAGGUAUCGCCUGGCUCUCGCAGCCCGUCAUACAAACUAUCUUCGGUACGGUUUACGUGGAGUGACGUCAAGCUGUGGACGGAAUUGGAUAGGCUGCUGCAGCUUGACGCCGAAGAGGCAGGACACCACACUAUGCAUCAGUGCGGCGCCGCAGCGGCUGCUGCCGCGGCGCAAGGAGGGGCAGCCUGGACGGAUGCGUGGCGCCUGUAUGAAGAAGUUUGUAUCGUCUGCGCAGGGCUCUGGAUCGGAUCCUGGCGCGGGAACUCGAUCGCCUCCUAUUCCAGCCGGGACGGGGACUGGGGCGCGGCGCAACUCGAGGGCGACGAUGACCUGACUGUCGGCGGGAGCUACAUGCGGAGCCUCGGGAACGGGAUCGAAGGUCGUCCCGUACAGAUGCCUGGCGCACUGCCGGUGACAAGCCGCGCGAUGCGGCGGUCGAGCGGAAUGUCGGUCGGAAAGGCUGCGGGCCUGCGCAGGGGGGACGGUGCGGCGUUUCCUGUUAUUGUGGACGCGCCUGGGACUCCGCCAAAGGAGGUGCAGGACGCGCGGCGCGAUCGGCAGGUGUUGACCACGCUCGCGCUACUGCAGACGUUCCAUGCGCAGACAGGGUUCUUGUUCUCGAGGCUCGCGACGUUCAUGUCGGGCCCCGGCAGCGGCGCAGGAUCUAUUGCGCUGACCCCACGGGACGUCUUAUCGUUCGAGCUUGGGCCGCUGAGCAGCUUGGAUGCGAAGUUCUUGGAGUGGCUCGGGGACGAGUACGGUGGUGGCGUGCAGGUGGUGAUUCGCAAAGGGUGGCGAGAUCUAUUUGGGCUGGUAUUUGGAUUUGGAGGGUAA